This is a messenger RNA of Xiphophorus hellerii (green swordtail), 1790 nucleotides long. RefSeq names its product interferon-induced protein 44-like. The transcript is spliced from 8 exons. The coding region runs from base 468 to 1484 and encodes 338 amino acids. The record is from RefSeq and is a predicted model, not a curated record. Gene Ontology annotation, biological process: immune response. NCBI's taxonomy places the organism in Eukaryota, Metazoa, Chordata, Actinopteri, Cyprinodontiformes, Poeciliidae.
UUUUUAACAAAAACAAAAUAAAUAAACGAAAAUCUACAUUGAUUAGUUUAAUAUUUCAAUAUACUACGCAGUGGUAGCAUUCAUUUUAAAAUUCGCUGUUAUGAACUAUGACGACCCAAUGCCGCUAUUGGCUCAAAGAACGUGGAUCUUCGUUCUUUGAUUAGCUGCAACAGGCGGCGGCCAGCUGGCCUCACGCGGAACGGAAGCCUGGUCCAUGGUGCUGACAGUGAACGCGUCUCCUUCUGAGUUUGACAUUUAUUAUGAGUCUCCAUGUCGCCACCAAAAAAGAAAAGGACGACAGACAUUAGAAGUUAUUUCGCUACCUCGGCUGUAAGUACAGUGAGUGGACCCAUAAGUUAGAUAUCUAUCACGCAACGCAUUUGUUGUAAAGUCCGGUGUUUAGUAAGGUCAGCACUGAAUGUGAGGUAGAAUAGGUCUGUUAAUUAUGUAAUAUUUUUUCACAUAGGAUGUUCAGACAGCAGAGCAAGGGGCAGAGCAGAACGAUGGAGAGGUGGCUGGAGCUUCAGGGCUCCAGAGAUAAUAUAAUGGCUGCUUCUCCAUUGCUGGACAAACCAUGGAGGGAACUACAAUGGGGAGAGAAGCAGAAGGAACUUCAGUAUGUGAAGAAGUACAAACCUGAAAUUGAAGACGUUAAGCAUCUUCGAGUCCUCAUGUUUGGACAUGUUGGAGCCGGAAAAUCCAGUUUCAUCAACUCCGUCAGUAACGUCCUCCGAGGCCGAAUGUCCAUUCCUGCUUUGACCAGUGCGACCACCUCCGACAGAAGCUUCACCAUAAAAUAUGAAACUCAUAAAAUCCACGUAGGACGAGGAACUUCAAAGACAUUUCUUCCUCUGGUUUUCAACGACGUCAUGGGUCUGGAAGACGGGAACAACCGUGGGAUUCAUGCUAGCGACAUCAAACUGGCUAUAAAAGGACACGUAAAGGAGGGUCACAAGUUUAACCCAAUGGGCCCACUGACUAAAGACGAUUAUGGUUACAACCCAAAUCCCUCACUUUGUGACAAGGUUCAUGUCCUGGUCUGUGUGAUGUCUGCCAACGCUUCACAGAUUAAUGCUUCAGUUCUGCAGAAGAUGAAGGAGGUCAGAGAAACAGCCAGUCAACUGGACAUUCCUCAGAUGGCCAUGAUGACCCACAUCGAUGCUGCCUGCGGGGAAAUAGAGAAAGACGUGAAGAAUGUUUACAGAAGCAAACACUUGCAAAAAAAGAUGAAAGACUUCAGUGCAGCAGUGGGAAUCCCUAUGAACUGCAUCUUCCCAGUGAAGAACUACAGCAACGAAAUCAACAUGAAAAACGAUGUUGACAUCCUGAUCUUGAGUGCCCUGAGGAAAAUGGUCGACUUUGGAGACGACUUCAUUGAGAAACAUUUAAACUGUCACCAUCCCCCCAUUUUGCUCCAAAACGAACCAAACUGGGCUAUUUCGUUAGUGCUCCGUUUGUGGAGGUUUGUGCUGUUAAAAUGGUAGUUUGUGCAGCUUUCGUUUCUGAAAUAUUAAAAGUUAUAAUUUUGGCCGAUGACGUCACCAUCCCCCCAUGUUGCACCAAAACAAAACAAACUGGGCUACGCUCAUUAUGAGAUAUUACAUAAUUUUCUUUCAUACGCCAACUGACUUCACCUAAAUUGAUGACUGUGGCCUGCUCUGGACAUAACCACAAAGCAAGCAGUUAUUAAUUUCGUAUUGUGUAAGUUAAAUUCUGCAGAUUUUCAGCUGUUGUACAAUGUGUACCUUCUUUUGUUUUGAACUUCAAUAAAGAUUUAGAACAAGAAGAAA